CUUAACAUUACUUCGCGGGCUUACUCUAGCAAACUCAAUCACAGAAGCAAAACAAGAGAGAGAGAGAGAGAGAGAGAGAGAGAGAGAGAGAUAGAGAGAGAGAAUUAUGGGUGGAGUUUAUGUAUAUGUACUGAUCUUUCUUCUUAGUAGUCUUUUCUUGUUUCUUUUCAUGAAAAGAAACGAACCACCCCAGAAACGAGCCAAGCUUCCUCCUGGCUCAAUGGGUUGGCCUUACACAGGCGAGACUCUCCAACUCUACUCUCAAGACCCAAACACUUUCUUUACUUCCAAACAGAAAAGGUACGGCGAGAUUUUCAAAACCCAUAUUCUGGGCUGCCCUUGCGUGAUGCUGGCGAGCCCAGAAGCGGCGAAGUUCGUGCUGGUCACACAGGCUCAAUUGUUCAAGCCCACUUACCCAAAGAGCAAGGAGAGAUUAAUUGGGCCGUCGGCGCUUUUUUUCCACCAAGGAGACUACCAUCUGCGACUGAGGAAGCUCGUUCAAGGCCCCCUUGCCCUUGACGCCAUUAAAUGUUUGGUCGCUGAUAUCGAGGCCUUGGCUGCCUCUGCCUCUCGCUCGUGGGUCAGUGGCGGAGUUAUUAACACCUUCCAUGAAAUGAAAAUGUAUUCUUUCGAAGUAGGUAUACUAUCAAUUUUUGGACAUUUGGAGAAUCGUCUUAGAGAAGAACUCAAAAAGAACUACUGCAUAGUGGACAAAGGCUACAAUUCAUUCCCUACCAACAUCCCAGGAACUUCUUACAAGAAGGCACUAUUGGCUAGAAAAAGGCUAAGUAAGAUACUGAGUGAUAUUAUUUCGGAGAGAAAGGAGAAGAAGUUGAAUGAGAAGGAUUUGUUGGGUUGCUUAUUGAACUCAAAAGAUGAUAAAGGAGAGGUCUUAACGGGUGAGCAGAUAGCGGAUAACAUAAUAGGAGUGCUUUUCGCUGCACAAGACACCACGGCUAGCGUCAUGACUUGGAUUGUCAAGUACCUUCAUGAUGAGCCGAAACUUUUAGAGGCUGUCAAGGCUGAACAGGAGGAGAUUCGUAGAAAGAAUGAGGAAAAUAACCAGCCGUUGACUUGGAGUCAAACUAGAAACAUGCCGGUUAGUUACAAGGUCGUUUUAGAAAGCUUGAGGAUGGCGAGCAUUAUAUCUUUUACUUUCAGAGAGGCAGUGGCUGAUGUGGAAUAUAAGGGAUAUCUGAUUCCGAAAGGGUGGAAGGUGAUGCCUUUGUUCAGAAACAUUCACCACAAUCCAGAAUUUUUUACUGACCCUCAAAAGUUUGAUCCCUCAAGAUUUGAGGUCGCACCCAAACCCAAUACAUUUAUGCCAUUUGGCAGCGGUCUUCAUGCUUGCCCAGGAAAUGGACUUGCCAAGCUGGAAAUACUAAUUAUGGUCCACCAUUUAGUCACUAAUUUCAGGUGGGAAAUAGUGGGAUCGGAAAGCGGAAUUCAAUAUGGCCCAUUCCCAGUGCCUGAGAAAGGACUACCAGCCAGAUUUUGGAGAGAAUAUAUCACUAGUUAAGCUCUAUAAUAUCGCUACGAAAUAAAAAAUAAAAAAUAAAAGGAAUAAUUCUCCUUUUCCCAUUUUUAGUCUAUUAUUUUCGCUGGCUGUUUUCAUAUGCCUUUCCCCAAUUUUUCUUGCCCUCACUUGCCAAAAUUAUCUGGGGGUUCGCAGAUAAAUAUAUGUAUA
Molecule: messenger RNA, 1687 nt
Organism: Morus notabilis
Lineage: Eukaryota; Viridiplantae; Streptophyta; Magnoliopsida; Rosales; Moraceae
Product: abscisic acid 8'-hydroxylase 4
Exons: 9
Coding region: 107-1519 (470 amino acids)
Biological process (GO): sterol metabolic process
Molecular function (GO): heme binding; iron ion binding; (+)-abscisic acid 8'-hydroxylase activity
Source: RefSeq, a predicted model, not a curated record